GAUUUUAGUCACAAAUCGUUUGACUGCAGCACAAGCAAGAACACGCUGAACCAAACUUGGAAUAUCUUCACUAUAUUUGUGAUACACUAGUAUUAAUCAGAAAUCAUGAAGGCUGUUACACAAGGAAUUACCAGAGCUACUGAUUUUGGACUUAAGAGCGACAUUUUCCGCAUCUCAAAGGCGAACAUGAACGACGGAGAAAUGGCAGCUUGUUUUCUGAAGCUAAAAGAACUUGUGCCAUCCAUCCCACACGACAAAAAGAUCUCCAAGACACAGUUACUCCAGCAUGUGAUUGACUACAUCUACGACUUGGAAUUGUCCUUGGAGGUCCAGCCCGUGGUUUUCACUCAGACUCCACGGGAGCCACUUUCCGAGAAAAGCAUUCCAAACACCUUUGAGUCCGAGCUUAUGGAUUCCUGUGACGCCGAGUUGGAACGCCCAGUUUCCAAGUGAGCCAUCUGUGCCUAGAACCCACUGUGCGGUUUUAAUUAUGGUUGUUGUCCAGUGACCAAAAGCCAGGGUUAACCCGAACGCUAUUCGGCAUCUCAGGGUCGCAUUCGAUGGGCGAAUCGUUACGUUACGGACACUACACGCGUCAAAGACAGUUCCGUUACGUUUGGGUUGCGUCUCGUCGCUCACGUUACGCGAAAGAGUAACAUUCGUUGUACAUCUGUUGUCCAGAGGGGACAUUUUACCAGACAUUUUGUGGGCGUUUUAGUUUGAUUAAUGUUCAGUUUUCACAGUUUUUUGAGUUUUGUAUUUUGUAAUAUACGUUACGCCAAGAAAUAACUGCUUUCUUAUCAUGUAUAACAACUACUAAGCUUUGCCCUUAAGAGUGACUAAGGCUGUUUUUAUGUAUAUUGCUUUGAUCUAGAAACAGUUUCACAUGAUAUAGAAGAAAAUAACGGAAAAAAGAACGUUCAUUCUAAAACCAUUUGUCACAGAAUCUUGAUACGCGGGAUCGUAGAUAGACCAUAAUGACUUGGGUGUUGACCACCAAUGUCUAAAAAGGCACGGAGAAAUUCACACAUGUAACUGUUCUCCUUUAUAUAGUGCAUGUUAACAGUUUAUAGUUUAUUUUUGUUGAUUUCAUUUUACAAAGUUUUAUAAUAAAAGAAGAAAAAAUGUA
Messenger RNA from Mya arenaria, 1129 nucleotides. RefSeq names its product DNA-binding protein inhibitor ID-4-like. The record is from RefSeq and is a predicted model, not a curated record. Lineage: Eukaryota; Metazoa; Mollusca; Bivalvia; Myida; Myidae. Gene Ontology annotation, cellular component: cytoplasm; nucleus. Gene Ontology annotation, biological process: cell differentiation; negative regulation of transcription by RNA polymerase II; circadian regulation of gene expression. Gene Ontology annotation, molecular function: transcription regulator activity; protein dimerization activity. The transcript is spliced from 3 exons. Bases 106 to 453 code for a protein of 115 amino acids.